This is a messenger RNA of Teleopsis dalmanni, 979 nucleotides long. Its product is annotated as tumor necrosis factor alpha-induced protein 8-like protein. Gene Ontology annotation, cellular component: cytoplasm. Bases 348 to 914 code for a protein of 188 amino acids. The record is from RefSeq and is a predicted model, not a curated record. Gene Ontology annotation, biological process: regulation of apoptotic process. The transcript is spliced from 4 exons. NCBI's taxonomy places the organism in Eukaryota, Metazoa, Arthropoda, Insecta, Diptera, Diopsidae.
AAUGGGAGUCUUGUGAGUGUGAAGACGGAAAUUUGUUGUGUCGGAAUUUUGUGCGUGAAGUAUAAAAACAAAAGGAAAAAAUAGAUAAAUUAAGCAAUUUUUAAUGAUAAUAAAAAAAAUAUAACAGGUGUUUUGUGUGCAAAGCGAUAUAAAGGAAAAAAAAAAAACUAUCGUAAAGCAAUUGAAGAUCACUGAAAAAGCGCCUGAGCAAUUAAUUGAGUAAAUAAAAACAAUAAAAUAAAUUACAUGCGAAGCAAUUAAUAACAGUGAAUUUACUAAAUAAAUCGAAGAAAAAAUAAUUGAAUCGAAAUUUAUCUACUGCAUUAGGAAUUAAUUAAAUCAAAGUGAUGGCUGACACUGCUUUCAAGUCACGCGAUAUCGGCUUGCGUGCACAGAAGAAAAUCCUUUCACGGAUGGCAACAAAAAAUAUUGCGAAGACUUUUAUUGACGGCACCACAGCUUCGAUAUUAGACAAUUUAUAUCGUUUGUGCAAAACACACACUGGAAAUAAAGUUAAAGCUGAGAAGUUAAUAAAAAAUAUUAUUAAAAUUGUUAUAAAAAUUGGUGUACUACAUCGAAACAAUCAAUUCAGUUCGGAAGAGCUUAAAGACGCUGAAAUAUUUAAGAGGAAGUUUCAGAAUACUCAACUAUCCAUCAUAUCGUUUUACGAAGUCGAAUACAGUUUCGAUCUGCCGUAUCUACAAAAAUCUAUAACUGAAUCACAUGCCGCCCUCAAGUCAAUUGUACAGCGACACCUCACCGAAAAAUCAUUAAACCGCAUUGAUGAAGUUUUCGAAUUCUUCAGUGAUGCAACGUUACUAGAAACUGCAUUUAAACCAGACUCACCAUAUCGUGAAUUAAUGGGCAAAAUUGUGGCCGAUAUAAAUACUGCCAUGGAUACUGGAGACAUGUAAAAAAAUGUUCUACUAAGCAACAACAACAACAACUAAGUUUAAAUUGAAUUUAAACAAUAUACCAA